UGCCUACUUCUGAAAGUUUGCGGAAGUUUGUGUUUACAUCAAUAGUUGAAGAAGUCAUCUGCCAAGAGGCUCAAAUUACAAGGAAACCUCGUUUUGUGUUUGAACGUCGAUAGAUGGACCUCAGCUCAGAGAAAAUACACCGGACCCUGUCCAAGUACAAAUUCCAUGAAGUUGCUGCUGAGGAGCUGCAGAAAAUCCAUCGGAUCUACCCUGGGAUGAAACCCAGCACAGGCACAUACACUUUCAGCGACAGCACGCAAAAAGAUCUCAUUAAAUUAAUCGGUAACAUCCCUGUCCAGUAUGAAGGCCGUUCCUACAACUUCCCUGUUCUGCUGUGGCUGCUGGACUCAUUCCCCUUCGCUCCCCCCAUAUGCCUCCUCAGACCAACUGCUAACAUGGUCAUCAGAGAGGGCAAACAUGUCAAUGCACAAGGACGGAUCUACCUGCCCGGGCUGCACAACUGGGAUCAUCCAAAAUCAUCCGUAGUGGGCCUUCUGAAUGAGAUGACUGCCAAGUUUGCGGAGGAUCCUCCGCUGUCCACAAAGUCGACGGGAGAAGAUAAAGACCCCCAGGAGCUUCUUGCUUUUGUCUCUAAUCUCCAGAUCAAUGAUGGUGGAAGCAGGAAUCACCAUCAGCUGAACAACAAAGUCUCUGUUGUUGGUGGAGGAGAUUUGGGAAUGGCGACAGUGAUGAGCAUUUUAUCAAAGUGUCAAGUGGAUAAACUUGUUUUCAUCGAUGUCGCCGAGAGUUCCACCAAAGGCGGCAGCACAGAUCUGGAGAUCUUCAGUCUGCCUAAGGUUGAAGUAUCUAGAGACUUUUCAGCCUCUGCAGGCUCCAGGGUUGUCGUGGUGACCGCAAAUGCAUGGAGCAGCGAGCAGUCGUAUGUAAGCGUGGUUCAGACUAAUGUGGACUUGUACAGAGGAUUCAUCCCAAACCUCGCACGUCUCAGCCCGAACGCAGUCAUGAUUAUCGCUUCACAACCAGUUGACCUCAUGUCCCAAGUUGCCUGGAGGCAGAGUGGCUUGCCUCCGACACAUGUGAUCGGAGCCGGUUGUAACCUUGACUCGGAGCGACUCAGUCACGUUCUGGAUAUAAACCUGAACACUCACAGACCAGCCUGGGUCAUAGGAGAGCUGUCAGACGACAAAGUUCCCGUGAUGAGUAACACACAGCUGAGCUCCUCUGUGCAACCAGAGACGGCUACGGGAUCCGCCUCUACCAAGCCACUGCUAGACAGAGCUUUUGAGAUGAUAAAGAACAGGGGUCAGAGAUCGUGGUCUGUGGGUUUGUCCAUCGCUGACAUCACAAACAGUGUCCUGUUGGAUAAGAAGAAGACGCACUCUGUCUCCACGCUGGCUCAGGGCUGGUGUGGCAUCGGUUCAGAGGUAUUCCUCAGCCUGCCGUGCAUCAUGGGAGCCAAAGGUUCCACACGCCUGGCUGGAGUGUCCCUCGGACCGGAGGAAGACGCCAAACUGAGGAACAGCGUCUCUUCCCUAGCUAACCUCAUGAGUCAGCUUAGGUUAUGAAGUACACCAUUUUUCUCAACAUUUUGGGCUCUAACUGGACUGCUCACUGGCAGCAGGGCACUUUUCCACUCAACACACCCCCAGUGAAAUGGACCUUUCCCGUGCUGAGGUACUGGCAGUUUCAGUUGGUUACUUACACCCUUUGUUUUAAAACUUGAAACACAUUGCUCUCUAAAAUAUGUUUAAUUUAAUCAGGAUUGUUUCUAUGCUUUCUUGGCAACAAUGAUGAACAUGAUUAACAUAUAGGAAUAUUUAGCAUUUGGUUAUUUAGAUGUUUCAGGACUGAGAAGGUACUCACUCAUUCACUCACAUUUUCAAUUUUAAAACUAUAAAUGCACUUUCAUAUCAUAUUCUUGAAGUCCGGAAAUUCUACACCAAUGCAGCUUUAAGAAAAGUGAUCCAUGAAGUUUUAUAUUUGUCAACGAUUUUAUGUGAAUUUCACCAAAGAUGGAUGUGGCUCUAUUUGUUAUUUUUAUACUAACCCUUGCUUUACAUAAUCAGGAUGAGAAAAUCAGGAUGUUUGUACAUUAAGUAUAGUUCUUGUUCAUAAUAUGCCGCACAGGGUCUGGUGUCAGUUCCCUAGAUGAAGUACAACUUGUAUAUGUUGCCGUCUUUAUUUAAAGAAAAUAUGAAAAAGCUUUUUAACCACCAUUCUAUUUAAAUCAUUUAUGUUUACUUUGAGUGAAAUGCUUUGCACUGCUUUUUCCUAAGAUAUGUACAGGGAGACUACAUGGUUUGUGGGUUUGCAAUAAACGUCUGAAACAAUA
This is a messenger RNA of Labrus mixtus (cuckoo wrasse), 2293 nucleotides long. RefSeq names its product UEV and lactate/malate dehyrogenase domains (gene uevld). NCBI's taxonomy places the organism in Eukaryota, Metazoa, Chordata, Actinopteri, Labriformes, Labridae. Gene Ontology annotation, biological process: carboxylic acid metabolic process; protein transport; protein modification process. The transcript is spliced from 12 exons. The record is from RefSeq and is a predicted model, not a curated record. Gene Ontology annotation, molecular function: oxidoreductase activity, acting on the CH-OH group of donors, NAD or NADP as acceptor. The coding region runs from base 114 to 1526 and encodes 470 amino acids.